UGCAUCAAGGACAGAUCAAAUCAUCCUCAACCUUCCGGGCUACUCGCUACCUAUACAUGUCCCGGUAUCUCGUGUUCUACGCCGCGGGUAGACUGCAUCAGUACUCCGCCUACCUGAUGCAGCGUGCGCAUGGCGAGCGCCCCUUUAUCUUCUCAACCAUACCCAGAACGUCUCGCGCUUCUUGAUAAGUGCACGCAUGGGAAUUCCAUUCCACUACAUAUGAGCGCCGCGCAAUCAGCAAACACACCCCGGUGCUUCCUGCCCGCUCUCGAUGCCUCCGUUGUUUGUCUGCUGUGCGCACUCAGAACAUAAUGACUGACGUAGAAGGCGAGUUUACGACUCCCACCGAAGAGGUUGCUGUAGCAGGGAUCAGCAAGCUCCCAGAGGCAGAAGUGGAAGUGGCUGUGGUCGCUCCAAUCAGACGCGAGGAGCCGUUGGUAACGAGGAAGGAACUUUGGAGCUAUUAUCUGUACAGCAAUGGUGACAACGGCGUAGGGCCAAACGGGUACUCAUUGACAUUGUUCCAGUCCUUUGCAACCUCAGCAGGCUGGGACCCUGCGCAGGGCCCAGGCUCAACGUGCAGCUCGUCCGAGCAGUGCGUGCUGCCAUGGGGCAGCGGAACCAAGUCCGUCAGUUCAAUUGUCCUGAUCGCGAACGGAGUGAGCUUCGCUAUCAUGACAGUGAUCUUCACGACGAUCGGGUCCGCCGCUGAUUACGGCACCUUUGGGCGAUGGCUGCUGUUUGUCAUCACACUCAUUUGCUGGGGAGCGCAGUUUGCCAGCAUGGCCUUGACGUCUCCUUCACGUUGGGUCGCAGCCAUGGGGCUGUACAUCGUGGGCUUCGUCACGUACGGCGCCACGCUGGUAUUUUAUGCUGCUGUUUUUCCUCGGCUAGCCCGCAACACUCCGCAUGCCCGUUCUUUGAGAGAGAAGUAUGACAGUGGUGAGAUCCCCGCUGAAGAAUACGAGCUGGAGGAGAGUCUGGAGAAGAACAGGAUAAGUAACAUCAGCACAGUGCACAGCAACCUGGGGUACAUAUUCGUGCUAUGUCUCAAUCUAUCCAUACUCCUCCCUCUUGCAAGUAACCCAUUGGUGGACAAUUACACCAUCUGCCUGACGAACGCAUACUGGGUUUUGCUGGGCAUCUGGUGGUUCAUCUUCCAGCAGCCGCGUCCAGGGCCUGCACUUCCGAAGGGCGAACAUUACCUCACGAUAGGGUGGAAGCAGAUCUGGAUUGCUCUCAAGCAGUAUAAGAAGCUUCCUUAUACCUUCAUCUAUCUCUUUUCGUUCUUCCUGCUAUCCGACGGCCUGAAUACGACUGGCACCCUCGUAUCCAUAUGUCAGAAUGACAAGUUCCAGUUCUCCUUCUUGCAGAACACCUACCUGGGAUUGGCACAGGCCUUCACCUCCACGGCCAGCACGCUGGGGUUCUGGUACAUCCAGAAAUACUGGAAAAUCAGUACUAAGCGGAUGUUCAUUGUGACUAAUGUCGUAACCAUCCUCAUCCCGCUGUGGGGCAUGAUUGGCAUUUGGACGACCAAACUUGGAUUCCACAACGAAUGGGAGUUUUGGGCGUACAACGUCGUCUUCGGCCUGUUCCAAGCGCCCUACUAUGCCUUCGCGCAAACGAUGAUGGCAGAGCUCGCGCCGCCGGGCUUCGACAACAUGUUCUUCGGCCUCUUCGGUCUGUCUAACCGCGCAUCGUCGAUGAUCGGGCCCAACGUCAUCCAGGCCAUCAUCAACAACACGCAGAACAACUGGAAAGGGUUCCCCUUUCUAUUCGCGCUGUGCACAGCGGCGAGCCUGGUCAUCUGGUUCAGCGUGGACGUAACGAAGGGACGGCGCGAUGCUGUCGCGUGGGCGGAGCGGCACCGUUCGUAUGCUGAAACGGGCGUCUUCACGGAGGAAGAAGGGUCCAUCGAUGCGAAGGAUUACGGAAAGAGAGCGUGACCGGUGUUCGCUUGUCCCUUGUAUAUAGAGCCGAAUGCUGUUCAUGACUCGGUAUGUGAUUUUUGGCUAUCUCAACGACGCCAGCUGCCGUCGUCAUUACGCGAUUCAAAUAGAGUCCUCGGUCUGCUACAAGUUACAAGUACAGCGCGAGAGCAAUGCAGUGGUUUCAGUUGACCUCCGGUGGCGGAAAACACGUGAAGGCACCUCAUCGCCGCUACGAACACAUGCCUCGGGGUAGUGACCAAAUACUUCAGCGUCC
Molecule: messenger RNA, 2208 nt
Organism: Laetiporus sulphureus 93-53
Lineage: Eukaryota; Fungi; Basidiomycota; Agaricomycetes; Polyporales; Laetiporaceae
Product: MFS general substrate transporter
Exons: 18
Coding region: 312-1949 (545 amino acids)
Biological process (GO): amino acid transmembrane export from vacuole
Source: RefSeq, a predicted model, not a curated record